AUGUGGUUUCUCGCAGUGAAUCGUGUUUAUUUAAAUUUAAGCUGACUUGAUUCACUGACCCUCUUUGCUUUUCUUUUUCGGGUGGUCCUUGAUUCCAUGUGUGGAUUUUGUUUUCUAGGUUUCGUCUUUUCAGGUUUACUGGAAAUGGGCUUCAAUUUUUCACUUCUGUUAAAGCGAGAAAAGUAUCUGAUGUGACUGACUAGUAGUAUUCUCUAACUGUGCCAUCACUCUCCAUCUCCUUCCUUUUGGAAUUCUUUCAUCAAUUGAUGCUUGCUAAAAGUCAUUUCCAGUUCUGCUUUUGAGUUUGUGGGCAUAUUAAUUUUAUCCUAGCUGACCUGCUAGAACAAAGUAUUUGGGGUUCUGGUUCCACAGAGUUGGAGAUAAAAUGCUUGGGGCAAUAUGCAGUUUUUUGUUGUAUUUAAGUCUUAAGGAGUAGCUUAUUGUUUCAGUGAUGGCCUCGAAGACUGGCUCUAGGGCUCCCUUGGGAUUGCAACAAAAAGCUGUUGGCGCUCAUUAUACGGUCAAGACACAUGAUCUCAAAUCCUUACCUUCUCAGCUGCUAAACACUAACAAGCCAAAGCUGGUUAAACCAGAGAUGGCAACUGCUGGGGAACCUAGAGAAGAUGUUGAGUCCAAACUGUCUCAAGUUAAUCUUGACGAUUCGUUGAAUGUAUCACCUGCUAACUCAGAUUCCAAAAUGUUGUCUACCAGAUCUGAGCAAGACACAACCAAAGAUGAUGUUAAUGAGAUCGUGCUAGAAACUUCUGAGGAUCCAGAAAAGAAAAUAUAUAACCCAAGCAGUGUGAAGAACAGCUCAGUUUCGGCAAAGAUUAGUGAUGCACCCAAUAGUCUUGCAAAAACUAGUGGAAGUGCCAAAGUAAGCGAUAGAGUAGACAUUGAGAGUGGAAAGAGCAGUGUGUGCCGAGUAAGCACUGCCAGUGAUGUGAGUGAUGAGAGCACCUGUAGCAGCUUUAGUAGUGGUAUCAACAAACCCCAUAAAGCAAAUGAUAUGCGAUGGGAAGCCAUUCAAGCACUCCGAUCCAGAGAUGGUGUAAUAGGAUUGAGCCAUUUCAGGCUGCUGAAAAAAUUAGGUUGUGGAGAUAUCGGGAGUGUUUAUCUGGCUGAGUUGACUGGGACUAAAUGUUACUUUGCAAUGAAAGUCAUGGACAAGGCUUCUUUAGCAGGCCGUAAGAAGCUUCUCCGUUCUCAGACUGAAAGAGAGAUACUCCAGUCCCUGGACCAUCCCUUCCUUCCGACUCUGUACGUCCAUUUUGAAACUGAUAAAUUUUCAUGUUUGGUUAUGGAAUUCUGCCCCGGAGGAGACCUACACACUCUUAGACAGAGACAACCAGGAAAAUAUUUCUCCGAACAAGCAGUAAAAUUUUAUGUUGCCGAAGUGCUGCUUUCCAUGGAGUAUCUACACAUGCUUGGGAUCGUCUAUCGCGAUCUAAAGCCAGAAAACGUCCUAGUUAGGGACGACGGACAUAUAAUGCUCUCAGACUUUGAUCUUUCACUUCGUUGUGUUGUUAGCCCGAUUCUGGUGAAGACCUCAUCUCUCGAUAGUGACGCACAGCGUAAAAACUCCGGUUACUGCGCCCAGCCAGCAUGCAUUGAACCGUCCUGUAUUCAGCCAUCGUGUGUUGUCCCAACGUCAUGCUUUUCACCUCGUAUAUUCUCCAGCAAAUCCAAGAAGGAUAAGAAACCCAAAAACAAAAAUGAAAUCGACAACCAAGUUAGACCGUUGCCUGAGCUGAUGGCUGAGCCAAGCAACGCUCGCUCAAUGUCUUUUGUCGGGACACAUGAGUAUCUGGCACCUGAGAUCAUCAAAGGGGAAGGUCACGGAAGUGCGGUGGAUUGGUGGACGUUUGGGAUCUUCCUAUAUGAGCUCUUAUUUGGCAAAACUCCGUUUAAGGGGUCUGGUAACAGAGCCACGUUGUUCAACGUUGUAGGGCAGCCUCUCCGCUUCCCAGAAUCACCUGUUGUCAGCUUUGCCGCCAGGGAUUUGAUAAGAGGUUUGCUUGUGAAGGAGCCUCAGCAUAGAUUGGCCUAUAAACGAGGCGCCACUGAGAUAAAACAACACCCGUUCUUCGAAGGAGUGAACUGGGCUCUGAUACGGUGCGCCACCCCACCGGAAAUUCCAAAUCCGGUAGACUACGAGCGGCUGCCCGUCCCGGCAGCACCGGGCAAUGAAAAGACUGCUGCUCCUGCUCCUGCUGUGGACCAGAAAAGUGACAAAUAUCUUGAGUUCGAUUUCUUCUAGUUAAUCUCAAUGUUCACUUAAUGGUGGAGGAAGAAUUGGAAGUUGUUGGGAGAUUCAAAUGUGUGAAAAUUGAAGUUGGGAAGGUGGUGGAGGUUGGAUAGCUACAGAAUUGAAGUAUAUGUAUAAUUUGUUGUAGGGAAACAAGGUUGUUGAAUUCAAAGCAAUGUAGGACCAAAUGAUAAAUGGAUCUCUUUACUACUUA
Molecule: messenger RNA, 2462 nt
Organism: Salvia splendens (bonfire salvia)
Lineage: Eukaryota; Viridiplantae; Streptophyta; Magnoliopsida; Lamiales; Lamiaceae
Product: serine/threonine-protein kinase D6PKL1-like
Exons: 3
Coding region: 452-2260 (602 amino acids)
Biological process (GO): protein phosphorylation
Molecular function (GO): protein kinase activity; ATP binding
Source: RefSeq, a predicted model, not a curated record